This is a messenger RNA of Scomber scombrus (Atlantic mackerel), 3600 nucleotides long. RefSeq names its product mannosidase, alpha, class 1B, member 1a (gene man1b1a). Bases 255 to 2345 code for a protein of 696 amino acids. Gene Ontology annotation, molecular function: calcium ion binding; mannosyl-oligosaccharide 1,2-alpha-mannosidase activity. The transcript is spliced from 14 exons. The record is from RefSeq and is a predicted model, not a curated record. Lineage: Eukaryota; Metazoa; Chordata; Actinopteri; Scombriformes; Scombridae. Gene Ontology annotation, cellular component: membrane; endoplasmic reticulum. Gene Ontology annotation, biological process: N-glycan processing; carbohydrate metabolic process.
CUAACUUUAGCCAUGUUCCCCGCCGUUUCAUUUGUUUGAUACUUCAUGUGACAGCUCGUCGUCCUGUGGGACAGUCAGGCGGACUAUUGUGUCACAUGCUGGCUCUUCUAGCAGCCGAACAGUGACACUUUCCAUUCAGAAACACGCCGACCAAGCGAGCGAGCAUCUCCUGGCUAGCUGGUUAGCUUUCAGGAGAAUAACGUCGCUGUGAGACGAAGCUUCUAUGACCUACGAUUGUCCGCCCCGAUCAGAGGAUGUAUCCGCCUUCCAGAAAGGACUUCAUCUCUCUGACACUAAGUGACCCUCACAGUAAUGCUUACAACAACGGCAAACACCGGAGACAGUCCUGCUGGAGGAAAUGGAAGCAGCUGUCUCGGCUCCAGCGAAGCCUCAUCCUCUUCCUGCUGGCUCUGCUGCUCAUAUUUGGACUGCUGUCCUAUCCCAGCAUCGCAGAACAGUGGAGAGGGAUAUCCGACAGGGAGGAGUGGCUGGAGCUGAAUGAUAGAGGGUUAAAUGCCGCGCCUCCAGGUGCGAAGCCAGAGUUGGGUCCAGACGCAGGUAAAACUCCAGCUCCUGUGGCAGGGCCACAUCUAGGGCCAGCUGUGGUCCCAGAUGUUGCCGUUCCAGACGCUUUGGGUCCAGAUGCUGUGGAGGAGCUUAAAGGACCAAACAUACCCAUUUUGGCAAAACCUCCCAUUAAGAAAAAGCCGUUCCCAAGCAAGAGAGGUCCACCGAGCCUGCAGAAAGGUGGAAAUGUUUCAGAUACAGCUGGUGGGGAAAGGCAAGAACAAGAGGUGGUUCACGAUGAAGAAGGAGAGGAAGAGGAUAAAGAAAAGAAGAUUGUUAGCUGGAGAGGAGCAAUGAUUGAAGCCGAUCAGGCCACAGAGCCUCCACCCUCAACCAAUGAGAAAGAAGCUGCGGCGCCUCCAGCACCGGCCAACCCUGCUGACACCGUCUCACAAACAGUUUCACCCGGACCUGUGGACAGAUUGGAGGUGGUACGUGACACCUUCAGGCAUGCGUGGAAAGGCUAUAAGGACUACGCCUGGGGUCACGAUGAGCUCAAGCCCAUCUCCAAGUCUUUCGGCGAGUGGUUCGGACUGGGUUUGACGCUCAUUGAUUCUCUGGACACCAUGUGGAUUAUGGGCUUGAAGGAAGAGUUUGCAGAGGCAAAGGACUGGGUUGAGAAAGAACUCACCUUCCAGAAAAACGUGGACGUGAAUCUGUUUGAGACAACCAUCCGUAUCCUCGGGGGCCUGCUGAGCACGUACCACCUAUCAGGAGACCAACUCUUCCUAGAUAAAGCUAAAGACCUCGGGUCUAGAUUGAUGCCCGCUUUCAAAACGCCCUCAAAGAUCCCGUUCUCAGACGUCAACAUCGGGAAGGGAACAGCCCACCCCCCUCGAUGGACGUCAGACAGCACGCUGGCUGAGGUCACAAGCAUUCAGCUGGAAUUCAGAGAGCUGAGCCACCUCACUCAGGAGCCGCUGUACCAGGAGGUUGUGAACGAGGUAAUGAAGCUGGUCCACAAGCUGCCAGGCAAACAUGACGGCCUGGUGCCCAUGUUCAUCAACACCAACAGCGGCCAGUUCAGCCACAAAGGAGUGUUCACACUCGGCGCCCGGGCAGACAGCUACUAUGAAUACCUGCUCAAACAGUGGAUCCAGGGAGGAAAGACGGAAGACGACUUGUUGGAGGACUACCUUCAGGCUAUUGAAGGAGUGAAAAAACACCUUGUGAGACAAACGGGGCCCGGCAGAUUGACCUUUGUUGGAGAGUUGUCACAUAACCGCUUCAAUGCUAAAAUGGACCACCUGGUGUGCUUCCUGCCAGGAACCUUGGCGCUGGGGGCCCACAACGGCCUCCCGGGGGACCAUAUGGAUCUGGCUGUGCAGCUGAUGGAGACCUGUCACCAGAUGUACAAACAGAUGGAGACUGGGUUGAGCCCGGAGAUUGCACAUUUCAGCCUGCAAGCCAGUGAUGGGCAUGAUAUUAUUGUCAAGCCUGCAGACAGACACAACCUGCUGAGACCAGAAACGGUAGAAAGUCUUUUCUACAUGUACAGAUAUACUAAAGACACAAAAUACCAAGAUUGGGGAUGGGAGAUACUGCAGAGCUUCAAUAAGUACACAAAGGUCCCCGAUGGCGGUUACACGUCCAUUAACAACGUCCGUGACCCCGUUAACCCCGGGCCCCGCGACAAGAUGGAGAGCUUCUUCCUGGGCGAGACGCUCAAGUACCUGUACCUGCUCUUCUCUGACGACUUGGAGCUGCUCAGUCUAGACAAGUACGUGUUCAACACAGAGGCCCAUCCACUCCCCAUAUGGCCCUCUCCACCAAAGUGAUGUGACCAUACAGGGAGACAUCUAUAAAGAUCAGGCCCGCAGAGUCCUGAACGAGUCGAUGACUGUAAUGGCCGCUGAGUCAGCCACGUCUCCAAGCAACCGUCCAGACCGGACUGCUGUGUUUAGCAGUGAAGCUGAUCUGUGCCGUCCACCUGUAUUUUGAUACGUUUUCCAUGUGGAGGAAUUUAUUUGGGAUUUUUUUUAUUUUUCCUAAGGAAAAGGUUUGUGAUAGAGCUGGUCUCUAAUGUUAAAAAAAAAAAAAAAAAAAAAAAAAAAAAACUUUUGUAAAAAUCAGUUUGGGCUUUCUGGGGCUAACAGGAAGCAAGAAAGAAGAUGGUGGAAGGGCUUUAUUACUUGAGCAGCUUGGAUAGUUCUGUUUGUGCGUAUGUAUGUGAUGGAAGCUCUCAUUCGUCCUACAUACUGUAGUAAGGUCGCUGUGACUGUGGUGAUCAACCAAUGCUGUUAAUACACUAAUGUUUGAAGGUUCAGUAACCAAUCGUGGAACUGUAUAAGAAAGCUGAUCAGAUGAAUUUCUAUUUAAACAGAUUGCUCUAGGCGAGGAAUCACUUACUACUCAUUAAAGUCUUUGCUUUGGCUACAUUCAGUGCACUUAAAGUAUGAAAGAUACUUUUAAAAAGUUGAAAUAUUUAAUCCCUCUAGAGAAAUCAUCUCCUGAAUUUGUCCAUUCAUAAGUAUUCAGGAGCAGCAGGCAGCUACAGCGCAGUGUCCAGGGACCACUUUCAUUUCUGAGGUUAGUUGAAGUUGUAAAGCAGAGGUAGAGUCUUCCUAAUACCUAACAUGCAUGUCUUUCAUUAUAUACAGACUUGUUCAAGUAUUAGGAAGCUUAAGUAGACAAACAUUGUUGGUGACUUACUUUUACUUCAUCACAAACCUCUUUUUUUCCCCAUUGCUUAUUUUCUGAUCAGUCCAGCCUCCAGAUGUUGGGCUAAGUAGAUUCUCAUCUUUUAGGCCACCACAUUAAAACACUUUGCCAUAAUUGUUAUUUUAACUGUGAAGCCUCAGAAUGCAUCGCAUUCUUUAAAUCAACUUUAAAUUGAUUAUUUUAGGGCACUACUGUCGCACAUGUAGCUGUGAUUCAUAAGACACUAACAGAUAAGUUAAAUAUGUUAAAGCUUACUGCACAUUCACACCUCUUUGUGUUUUUGAAGGGAAGUCUGCUUGAUUUUAGGUCAUGUCUGUAUGACCUAAAUAUAUAAAAGUAAAACAGAUCUACUGUAUAGAGCUAUAAUGAAUG